This is a messenger RNA of Castor canadensis (American beaver), 960 nucleotides long. It is a transcript of the gene Ankrd60, whose product is annotated as ankyrin repeat domain 60. Gene Ontology annotation, molecular function: protein binding. Lineage: Eukaryota; Metazoa; Chordata; Mammalia; Rodentia; Castoridae. The record is from RefSeq and is a predicted model, not a curated record.
AUGCGGCGGGCGGCCGGGGCCGGCGGCGCGCGGCCCGGGCAGCCACUGGGGGGCGCCCUGCGUCCCGACCCCGCUGCCCGCUCCCGGCCCGCGCCCGCACAGACCCCCAGCCGAGGCCGAGGCCGGGGCCGGGGCCGGGGCCGUCGGCUCGCCGAUGACCCGCAGGCCGCGAGUGCGUCGCCAGACUUGGCCCCGGCCCCUGAUGUCUUCUCCGUUUGGGUGCGGCUGGAGGAGACCGGGGAGAUGUUCCGGGUGGCAAACUGCUACGGCGACAUGACCGUGCGGGAGCUCAAAGAGGAGCUGGACCUGAUGGUCGCCAUCCCCUUCGACCUCCAGCGACUCCACUACCUGGACCAAGGAGUUUUGCUGGAUGACACCACCCUGAAGUUCCAGGAUCUUGUUCCUGACGGGAUUAUCUCCCUGUGCAUCUGGCAUUACGAUGGCUGGACAGAGCUGAUCUUGGCAGCCAUAGAUGGGGACCCCAGUAAGCUGUCCUGUCUCGGGAUCACCGAGGACUCCUUCUACCGAACAGCACACUCUAAGCACUUUGAAGGUGAGCAGUGGAAGCAGUGGACAUCCCAGAGGGCGUUUGUGGCCUUGUACAUCUGCUCCCACAGAGGCCACACUGAGGCUGUGCGGUACCUUCUAGCACAAGGCACCAACUGUGUCAGCAAGUCCCCAGUGGGCAGGACGCCCCUGCAUGUGGCAGCAGCCAUGGGUCGGCUGGACUGCAUAAGCCUCCUGAUGAAGCACGGGUUCUCCAUCCAUGACAGGGACAACAAGGGGGAGACCGCCCUCACUGUCGCCCGCCGCCUGAACCGAAAGAAGUGCGAGAAGAGGAUGUUUUUGCUACACUGCAUGGCCAGGUCUGGGGCAAAGGACCCCCGCACCUUGCACAUGAAGGACAUCCUUCGGAGAGCCACCACCUCUGGCUUUGAGUCCAACAACAGCUGGCAUUAG